Erythranthe guttata (spotted monkey flower) is the source of this 2068-nucleotide messenger RNA. NCBI's taxonomy places the organism in Eukaryota, Viridiplantae, Streptophyta, Magnoliopsida, Lamiales, Phrymaceae. The record is from RefSeq and is a predicted model, not a curated record.
AACAUUGAAGAACAAUCAAAUCAACGGUACGUUAAACAUCGGCUCAAACUACAGUAACCAACUACAAAUCAUCGAUUUGCAAAACAAUUUCAUCGACGCCUUCACUCAACGAGCUGGUUUCACCGUUCAAAUCAUGUAAAAAAAUACACAUCACUCUCUAAACAAUUUAAUCUUUUUUUUCUUUCUAAUAUAUAAUGUAUACCGUAUACGUGCAUGCGCAGACUCAUCGGAAACCCGAUAUGCGACGAAGGAGGGAGAGAGAGUUACUGCACGAUUCCUCAACCGUCGAAUAAUACAUACUCAACACCGCAACAAAACUGCUUGCCUUCGAAUUGCACUUCGGAAACCGUUUCAUCCCCGACUUGUAAAUGCGCCUACCCUUACACGGGGACGCUUAUCUUCCGAGCCCCAUCGUUUUCAAACUACAGAAACGGGACUAUUUUCGCUUCACUCGAAAACAAACUGAUGUCCGUGUUCAAGUCUCGCUCCCUCCCUGUGGAUUCCGUUUCUGUCAGCAAUCCGAAUCGAAACAUCGAUAACUACCUUUCGCUUGAUCUGCAAGUCUUUCCGUCCGGCCAAGAGUAUUUCAACCGCACCGCGAUUUCCGGGAUCGGAUUUACGCUGAGCAAUCAAACGUUCAAGCCUCCGCCUGAAUUCGGACCCUUCUUUUUCAUCGGCCGUAGCUAUCCACACUUUGAAGGUAGCAAAUUUACGGUGGAGGGUUCACCGUCGAAAAAGUCAUCGAGCAAGGGCAUUAUCAUCGGAGCGGCAGUUGGUGGUGCUGUUCUGUUCUUGCUGCUAAUAGUUGCUGGUGUUUGUGCAUGUCGACAGAGGACAAGAGCCGAAACAGCCGACAAAAAGAAUGAUCCUUUCGUUUAUCGAAAUUUCGUGUCGAAAAUUUUCUACGUUUUUUGUCAGGUGUAUAGAGGAACCCUUGCGAAAGGACAAUUGGUUGCUAUUAAAAGAGCCGUGCAAGGAUCUAUGCAAGGCCGUCUCGAGUUCAAAACCGAGAUCGAACUCCUCUCUAGGGUUCAUCACAAGAAUGUCGUCAGUCUCGUCGGUUUCUGUUUCGAUCAAGGCGAACAAAUGCUUGUCUACGAGUUCAUUGCAAAUGGAACAUUGAGAGAUAGUAUUUCAGGACAAUCGGGAAUACGAUUAGAUUGGAUGAGGCGGCUACGAAUAGCACUCGGAGCAGCCAAAGGGAUACAAUAUUUACAUGACGAGGCAGACCCUCCGAUCGUACACAGAGAUAUCAAGUCGAACAAUAUCUUAUUAGACGAACGCCUCAACGCCAAAGUAGCCGAUUUCGGCCUCUCUAAGAUUAUGCAUGAUUCCGAAAGGGGCCACGUCACUACUCAAGGAUAUUUGGAUCCGGAAUACUUCUUGACACGGCAACUGACGGAAAAGAGCGAUGUGUACAGCUUCGGAAUAUUGUUGUUCGAACUUUUGACCGCAAGACCUCCGAUCGAAAAUCAUAAGCAUAUUGUAAGACUAGUGAAGUCAACGAUGGAUGAAUCGAAGGAUAUGUAUAACCUACAAGGGCUUCUAGACCCCGCGGUAGCUUUCGGAAUGUCGACCAAGAGCGUCGAAAUGCUUGUGGAUUUGGCUUUGAGGUGCGUUCAAGACUUAGGAUCUGAUAGGCCUUCGAUGAGUGAGGUUGUUAAGGAGAUUGAGAAUACGAUGGUGAUCGCGGGGAUAAACCCUAAUGCCGAGUCGACACCGAGUUCGUCGGCUUACGAAGAUGCGAACAAAGCGAGUAAGCAUCCUUAUAGUGAUGAGAAUCUGUUUGCCUACAGUGGUUCUAAUCUUGCUAGUUCUUCAGGUUUUCAACUAAAGUAGAGGGUUUUUUUUUUUUUUCUUAAUUAUUUUAUUUUUGUAAAUUUUCUGAUAUGUAUUUUGGUUUUUGUUUGUUUGCAAAAAUUAUUUUAAAUUCUGCUCAUGUUGAAAAUUGAGCAUUUUAUUUUGUUUGUUUGGAUUUAUAAGCCUCUUGAGGAAAGAGUGGCAUGUAAAAAGGAGAAAGAUUGUUUUGAGUGAUGAUUUGUAAUUUAUUCUUGAAAAAAUCCAUGUU